AUGUUGCUGGAAUUUGUAGUGACUCUGGCCAUUCUCAUGGUCUACUGGCUGUGGCAGUUGCAGCCGACUUCAGCUUACGUUCGCCGGCCAUACAAAGUGGUUCGGGGGCCAUUGCAAGAUAUGCAUGUGGACUAUGUCGUGAUUGGUGCAGGUCCUGGCGGCCUUGCCGCUGCGCAGUGUCUGUUGCAACACAAGCGAGACACAUCAGUUCUUCUUAUCGAACGCGGCGCUGACCCGUCUGUGGGGGGGCCGGGGGCAGCCAUUGUGAGCCUCACGCAGAUGCAUAAUUUCUUGUCAUAUUCGGUGGACCUCGUGGGAACGAGCCUUGACUCCGGAUGGUGCACACAUCGCCCGUUACACAACGGUGCCGGCUGCUGCAGCAGCAGUAAUAGUAGCAAUAAUGGUGAGAAAUAUGACUGUGACGACAGGAGUAACGAUAAUGCGUCUUUCUUCGCACCGUAUCCGAGAGGUUGCGGUGUUGGUGGAACAUCACUCAUGGAUUGGGCUCUGUACUUUCAGCCGAUUCCAGUGGUGGCAGAGGUGGUCGGCGCAGGGGAAACAGAUAUCCCACACAGAUUUACUGUCGGCCGGAGUCCACUCUCGUGGGCAUUUGCGGAAUCUGCGGCAACCGUCUUGAAGAAAAAACACCUUGCCACUCUCGCUGAACCCUUCUCACGCAACAGUGUGAUGCCUGGUCUUUUGCGUCUCGAUACAGAUGGGCGGCGCCUCCCGCUCUCAAACUAUGUGCUGCGCGCGAAGUCGCCAAUGCUUACUGUCGUUGAAAAAUGCGAAGUGACGGGAUUUUCUUUUGAGGACAAUGACACCAUCUCGAGCGUCCACUGCGCAGUGGCGGGCCGUCGCGAAUUCUCUGUGGCUGUUCACAAAGGUGUCGUUUUAUCCGCCGGCGUUUUGGGGUCUGCGCGUCUUCUUCGGCAGGUAUUUCCAAAGUUGCAGGACUGCUACACUAUCCGGGACGCUAUCGCCGUUCCGCUUAUUUUUCAAGCACUUCCGGGGCUCUCGGAUGACAGGAGAAACAUCCGCUCCACCAAAGCGCACGCUGCGUGGUGGACAGCACGGCGCGGCCCUUUCCUCAACCCCGUGUGCGACACGCUGGCGGCCGUGGAUGUGCCUUCACUUGGCCCACAAGCUGAAAUGGUGAUCUUUUUGCUGCCGUUUGGUGGGCGUGACAGGACGCUGUUCCGCCGUUUAGGCCUCGACCGCACCCUUGGUUCGUUUGCCGAGGGCUUCACGAUGCUGAUGGCCUUGAAGGGUGUCGACAAGACAUUUUUUGUGUUGGGAACGGACCUUGAGGAAGAUAGGGAGAGCAAGCAGUGCGCGAAGGAAAAGAAAAAAUACCGUGAUUCUGUUGUUUCCUCGCCCAUGUCCGAGAUUUCUCCUGCGGUUGUGCAAAAUGUUGUGGCUGCGUUCAUGGAAGGUAUUCAGCUGUGUCGUCGCAUCGUGGCAGAGCGGCCGCUUGGGCACUUUUCCACUGGUGAGGAGGCAGUCGACGCGACACUGCUCACCGAUCCUGCCCGGGCCGUUCAGUACGUACAGCUGAUGCACACGAGACCGAAAAAGCUCUCUGAGCAGCAGCGUGCCAGUGCGUCGGUGACACUUGAGUGUGCGAGGGAGUCUUCGAGGUCUUCUGCGUACAUGGAGGCGUACAUCCACCGACACGCUGUGUGGUUGGGGUUUGGCAGCGGCUCGUGUGGGUCGUUGCUUGCCAGUGAUGAGAGUCUUCGCGUGGCAGGGACGCAAAAUCUAUUCAUUGGUGACUGUGCUGGGGUGACAGAAAAGAUGUGGAAAGCUUGCGGGUGCGACACGUUGCGGGCUGGUUCUGUUUCUACUGCCAUGGCGAUGGGAACUGCGGCGGCGACGGAGCUUCUAUCGAUUUAG
Trypanosoma grayi is the source of this 1896-nucleotide messenger RNA. RefSeq lists its product as hypothetical. The transcript has a single exon. The coding region runs from base 1 to 1896 and encodes 631 amino acids. The record is from RefSeq and is a predicted model, not a curated record. NCBI's taxonomy places the organism in Eukaryota, Euglenozoa, Kinetoplastea, Trypanosomatida, Trypanosomatidae.